Molecule: messenger RNA, 4732 nt
Organism: Pantherophis guttatus
Lineage: Eukaryota; Metazoa; Chordata; Lepidosauria; Squamata; Colubridae
Gene: PACS1
Product: phosphofurin acidic cluster sorting protein 1
Biological process (GO): protein localization to plasma membrane
Molecular function (GO): transmembrane transporter binding
Source: RefSeq, a predicted model, not a curated record
GCGCGGCGGGCGCCAUGGCGGAGCGAGGGGCGUCGGUGCUGGGCGGCCCCCGGGGCUCCGCGGCGGGCCCUUCGCUGCUCCAGCCGGCGCCUUGCGCCCCGGCUUCGGCUCCACAGCCCUCGGCGGGGUCCCCGGCGCUAACCGGGACGGCUCAGCUGCUGGCCCCGCCGGCGGUGCCUCCGCCGCUGCCGCAGCCCUCGGCGUCGCCGCCGCCCCCGCAGCCCUCGGCGGGCCUGGGGGCUUCUUCGGCUCCCGGAGGAGGAGGAGGAGGAGGAGGGGCGCCCCCUCCUCAGGCCCCGCCGGGCUCGACGGCCGGGGGUCGCCCCGUGCAGAUGAACCUCUACGCCACCUGGGAGGUGGACCGGAGCUCCCCCAGCUGCGUGCCCAGGCUGUUCAGUCUUACCUUGAAGAAGCUCAUCAUGCUGAAAGAGAUGGAUAAGGAUCUCAGCUCGGUGGUGAUUGCCGUCAAGUUGCAGGGUUCCAAGCGCAUCCUGAGGUCCAACGAGAUUGUGCUGCCCGUCAGCGGACUCGUGGAAACGGAACUUCAGCUGACUUUCUCCUUACAGUACCCUCACUUCCUGAAGCGAGACGCCAACAAGCUGCAGAUCAUGUUACAGAGAAGGAAGCGGUACAAGAACCGGACUUUCCUAGGCUACAAAACUUUGGCCGUGGGCCUGAUCAACAUGGCCGAGGUGAUGCAGCACCCGAGCGAGGGGGCCCUGGUCUUGGGACUGCACAGCAACGCGAAAGACGUCUCCGUGCCGGUGGCCGAAAUCAAAAUCUACUCCCUGUCCAGCCAGCCCAUCGACCACGAAGGACUCAAGUCUAAAUUAUCAGAUCGCUCCCCUGACAUUGAUAACUACUCCGAGGAGGAAGAGGAGAGCUUCUCGUCCGAGCAAGAAGGAAGCGAUGACCCCCUGCACGGACAGGAUUUGUUCUACGAAGACGACGAUCUUAGGAAGGUGAAAAAACCCAGACGGAAACUCACCUCCGCUUCUGCCAUCACUCGGCAGCCAAAUAUUAAGCAGAAGUUUGUGGCUUUGCUGAAAAGGUUCAAAGUCUCGGAUGAGGUGGGCUUCGGCUUAGAACACGUUUCUCGGGAGCAGAUCCGGGAGGUGGAAGAAGACUUAGACGAGCUUUACGACAGCCUGGAGAUGUACAAUCCCAGCGACAGCGGUCCCGAGAUGGAGGAUACGGAGAGCAUCCUCAGCACCCCCAAGCCCAAACUCAAGCCUUUCUUUGAAGGAAUGUCCCAGUCCAGUUCUCAGACAGAAAUUGGAAGCCUGAACAGCAAAGGAAGCCUCGGGAAGGACGCCACCAGCCCAAUCGAAGCCUCCUCCGGGGACAAACUCAAACCGAAUCGGACCAAAAUCAUGGACGACAACAUCAACGAAACAGACAUUCUGGAAGGGAACGAGCAGGACACUUAUGGGGACCUCUCCAACACCUUAAUUAUCCCCGAAAAAGUCAAGACGCCGAUGAAAACGAGCAAGGGGGACCUUCAAAGCAUGGCCUCGCCCAGCAAAAUGGACAGCACCGUGCACCCCCGUCAGAAACGCAGCACCCCGCUCAAGGAACGUCAGCUUUCCAAGCCGCUGAGCGAAAGGACCAACAGCUCCGACAGCGAAAGGUCCCCGGAUUUAUGUCACAGUACACAGAUUCCUCGCAAGGUCGUUUACGACCAGCUGAAUCAUAUCCUCGUGUCGGAUGCCGCACUGCCCGAAAACGUGAUCCUGGUGAACGCCGUAGACUGGCAAGGCCAGUACGUCGCCGAUCUCCUCCAAGAUCAGAAGAAACCCGUGGUCUGCACCUGCUCCACUGUCGAAGUGCAAGCCGUCCUCUCUGCCCUCCUCACCCGGAUCCAGAGAUACUGCAAUUGCAAUUCCUCCAUGCCGCGUCCCGUGAAGGUGGUGUCCGUCGGGGGCCAAAGCUACCUGAGUGCCAUUUUGAGGUUUUUCGUGAAGCAGCUGGCCAACAAGACGUCAGACUGGCUCAACCACAUGAGAUUCCUCAUCAUCCCUCUAGGAUCUCACCCGGUCGCGAAAUACAUGGGCUCCGUCGACAGCCGAUACAGCAAUAUGUUUUUAGACACCUCGUGGCGUGACCUCUUCAGCAAACCUGAACCACCUGCGAUAGAACCCCUGGAUGGUGGGCGGAUCACCCAGUAUGUGAACGGAGCCAAUGUCACUCACCAGCUGCCCGUGGCGGAGGCCAUGUUGACCUGCAAACACAAAUUCCAAGAUGAAGAUUCCUACCAGAAGUUCAUCCCUUUCAUUGGGGUGGUGAAGGUGGGCCUCAUUGAAGAUUCACCUGCAGCAGCAGGUGAGGGGGACGAUUCCCCGGUCAUCAGCCUCACCGUCCCCUCCACCUCUCCGCCUUCAACUUCGGGCCUCGCCAAGGACGUCUCUGCCACCCCACCGUCCUCCCCUUCGAUGACCAGCGGCUUGGCUGUGGUGGGGUCUCCCAGCAGCCCUUACAGCGAUGUGAUCGGCCUGCAGGUCGAUUACUGGCUUGUUCAACCCACGGAGAAGAGAAAGGAAGGGGAGAAGAAGGACAGCAGCUCCAAAAACACCCUGAAGAGCGUCUUCCGUUCGGUCCAGGUCUCGCGGCUUCCCAACAGUGGGGAGACCCAGCCCUCGGGGACCAUGGCUAUGACGGUCGUCACCAAGGAGAAGAACAAGAAAGUGCCCACCAUUUUCCUGAGCAAGAAACCCAAAGAGAGAGAGGUUGAUUCCAAGAGCCAAAUGAUUGACGGCAUCAGCCGGCUCAUCUGCUCGGCCAAACAACAGCAGACCAUGAUGAAAGUUUCCAUUGACGGAGUGGAAUGGAGCGACAUCAAGUUCUUUCAGCUGGCCGCCCAGUGGCCCACCCACGUCAAGCACUUCCCCGUGGGACUUUUUGGCACCAAGCCAGCCUGAAAGGGAGACGGCAAGAAUGCCUUCUCGCGCCCUCCUGGCUCCGCCACGGCGUCGGGCCACCACCUCCAUCCGAACCAUCCGCCAACCGAGAGCUGCGCUGAGCUCACUUCACCCGUGUCGCGUUUCCUGUGUCUCGAUCGGGCUUUGCUGGAGAGGGGUGGGUGGGGUGGGAGGGAGGGAGGGAGGGAUGGAGGGUCCCAAACCCCCCAAAACAGAGGGGGGGUGUUUCAUUUUCGAUCCAGCCAAGGACCUGGCCCGCCGAUUGCUUUUAUAACGCGUACCGCCACAUCGUGCCGUGGGCCUCCGGCCUCUCAUCCGUGCUGAGCGUGCCGCCACUCAAGAACCGAUUCUUCUGAUCACUCCAGAUCUCUCCCGUCCACUCAUCGGACCGCGCACCACUUCUCUCCCUUGAGCUGGGUCAGCGCGCCGGUGUGCCGGAGUCUUCCGAAAGAGCCUAUUGGCAAACUCGUGAUCCGUGGAAAACUUGUCUUCUUCACCUCCUCCUGUUCCAUCCUGUUCCGACCCCGGAGAUGCUUUCCCAAAUUUUAUUUUUGUCUCGUUUCGGCUUUUCUAGAAGCACAAACACGGCAAAGCUCCCUGGGGGCUGCUUAACAACCCCAGCUGUUAGUAGGGGACACCACUCUUCUGUAACUCCACCGGGCGAGGAGAGUGGAAAGAACAUUCCCUCUUGCGCGAACCGGCCUUUUCCUCGUUGAACCGGACUAGCUCCGUCUCUCCGAUCACGAAAAGCGAUAGAGAAGAUCGGUUUACCCCGCGGAAGGUGGGGUGGGAAGGAUUCAUGUCCUAUUCGGCUCCGCCUGCUAACCACCAUCUCUGGAAUGUCACGGGAGGGGGGGCAUCCCAUAAUACAAAGGGCAACCCCCCCCCAAUCCAAACCUCUUCCCUUCUCCUGCACCGUUCUUCUGACGUCUCACCGUGGAAGCCAUUCGACACCUCCACCUGUUUGCCAGGUGAGAUCCCCAGCCUCAUUCCUGUCUCGGAUUUAGGAAAGAAACCAAGAAUUGGCAAAAAAAAAAAAAGAAAGAAAAGACUCCAGGCGGGAGUUCACACCAUCUUAAAACCUGCUGGAUUGUCUUCGUUCGAAAGCCCUUGAUUUUGGAAAGUAGAAAAAACGAGAUUUUGUAGCAAGAAGGUGGAAUCACCGCCCCCCCGCAAAUUUAGAAUAGGGAUCACGUCUACAGCUGUGCUCCAAGAAAACAAAUUGUUUUUUUUUUAAGAGCAGCGCUCCAGUGUAAAUCUGAACCGAUCCAGUGGGGAGACCUCUUCACGACCUCUCUCCGAUUUCGUUUCUUCCCACGCCAUCCUUUUUAAAAUCAACCCUUUCACACACCUCUCAAAAAGCGAAACCCAGACACUGGAAUUCCAGGGGGGUCAACGGAUGCUAUCUUAACCUCCCCUACUUUUUUUUUUUUUAAAAAAAAAUUAGUUUUCCUUUUAAGCAAGCUCAGACCUCUGGAUCUCCAUUUAUAAUCAGCAAUAAAAGAAAUCGUUCCCCUUUUAUCGGGAGCUCUUCGAUACCCCCACACUGGGUGGGUUUUGCCCCCCACUUCCCCAAACAGAAGGUGUGUAGCUUGCCAUCCAAUCUUUCCGACAUUUUUUUUUUUUCCCCAGAGUUCAGUUUUGGAUUAAAAAAAAUAAUGAGAAUAAACAGCAACCAGCAACAAGACUUUUAGGUCCGAUUAGCGAGAUCCCCUUUAAAUCUCGGAGGGAUCAGCCAGCUUAGAGGAUCUCAUUUCCCUGGUUAAAAAUCUUGGUCUCUACAAUCCCCAUAUUUCUUAUUUUUAUUUUCCUCC